AUAAUGGAACAGUAAAAACGGUGGUCAGAUGGCAACGCUGUCAUUUUCAUCAAAAAAAUCACAAGAUGCUCCAUGUUUUUUCCGCUAACAAUUUGCUUUAGUAAGAUUCUGGCACUGUGGAGGAUUUACUCAUACACUCGUUUGCUUAUUUAUUUGGCAAAUAUUUACCGAGUGCUUCUUAAUGAACCAGGCAUUGUGUUAGAUACUGGAGAUACAAGAGUUAAUGAGACAGUUAUGGUUUCUGACUCACAAAGUCAGUGGGGAAUAAGGGGGAGGUGGGUAAUAGAAACGUAAAUACACUGUUACAAUCCAGUGUGAUAGGCCCCAGGACAGGACGCUAGAGUAAUAGGAUUUUGUUGAUUCUUCUUAAAAGUUUCUUUAACUCAAUAGCUUCUUUCACUGCACCGUAAAACAAAAACAAAAACCAAAAAGCCUGCCAUUCAUUUUUGUAAAAUGUUCAUUUUUGCAGGGAGCGCUACAUCUUGACCUCUCACUUUUCAGGUUUCUGGAGAUCUAUAAACGCCCUUGGAUUAUAUCGUAUGGGGAUCCUUAUAUUGUGUUGGGUCCUGAUACUACUGACCCAUAAAAGAUGCUGCAUAAUAGAAAGCAUUAUUCUUUGAUUUUCCCUUAGGAUUUCCAGCUGAUGCCUAAAUGGAUUUUUUUGAAGAAAGAGUAUCUUCAGAGAGCAAAAUGAAGACCCUUCUUAAUGUUACAUGAGAAGCAGUUUCAAAUUUCUAAAGCCAGCUUUUCCUCCUGACCCUUUAAAUCUACAGCUGGGACUACCAGCCUCAUUUUUUAUUUGUUUUCAACUGUGUUCCCACACAGACAUCUGGAGGAUAAAGACCAUUGCCCCGUGUAUUCACCUUUGUAGACCCAGGAAGCACAUAAUAUAAGUUUGUUGAAUGGCUCCAAGAAUUACUGCAGAAAAAUUAUCUUUUCAUAAUUUCCUAUUGCGUUUCUGUCUGGCAUACUCAAAACGUUGCUUUUUAAGCCACUUUAGCCAACCACCAAAAUAGGAGAAGAAAAAAACAAGAAAGCAUGCCGAUCCCUUCAAAGUGACUUAACUAAAGGGAAGAGGCCAAUUCUUUAUUCUGAAACACACGUAGAUUUCGUAUGAAAUCGGAACUCCCCCCUCCAUAUACAGCCAUCGCCAGUCCUGAUGCCACUGGUAUUCCAGUAAUUAACUGCCGCGUGUGCCAGUCUCUCAUCAACUUGGAUGGCAAGCUUCACCAGCAUGUGGUUAAGUGCACAGUUUGCAAUGAAGCUACGCCAAUCAAAAACCCCCCAACAGGGAAGAAAUAUGUUAGAUGCCCUUGUAAUUGUCUCCUCAUUUGUAAGGACACAUCUCGGCGAAUAGGAUGUCCGAGACCUAACUGUAGACGCAUAAUUAACCUUGGCCCAGUAAUGCUUAUUUCUGAAGAACAACCAGCUCAACCUGCAUUGCCAGUCCAACCAGAAGGUACAAGGGUCGUGUGUGGGCAUUGUGGAAACACAUUCCUGUGGAUGGAACUGAGGUUCAACACUCUGGCAAAAUGCCCACACUGCAAAAAAAUUUCUUCAGUGGGUAGUGCGCUCCCACGAAGACGCUGCUGUGCAUAUAUUACCAUUGGAAUGAUCUGUAUUUUCAUUGGAGUUGGAUUAACUGUUGGCACCCAAGACUUUGCAAGGCGAUUUCAUGCAACCUAUGUUUCUUGGGCAAUUGCUUAUCUCUUAGGUUUGAUCUGUCUUAUCCGAGCUUGUUACUGGGGAGCCAUAAGAGUGAGUUAUCCAGAACAUAGUUUUGCGUAAGCUCGCUUAUGAUUCAGUGAUGCAGGUGAGAGUAUCUAGCAGUUCUUGAUAAGCUACUCUGGACAUCUUUAAAUCAUGUAUCCUAAUGGAUCCCAUUCUGGUUUAUGUAUAAAGUUUCAAGACUUUACGAGUAUUUUAUGAACAAAUGCUCAUUGCACUACAUUAUAUGCAAAUAGUUUGUUUUGCUGCUAGGGUUUCAAGCUCCGAAUAAUAAAAACUGUGUCUUCAUCUUCUUUUACAUCUCUUAAAGGUAUUUUUGGAUUUGUCACCAAACAUUACAUAUAACAUCACCCUUUCGUUAUUUUUAAAUCAGUUAUUCCAUUACUUGCUGAUCUGUGAGUAUUCCCAAGGAGUAUUUAUAAAUGUUUCUACAAAAGCUUCACAUUUAUACUCACGUUUUAAUUAAAAAGUGUCAAAAUUGCUUGCUUUAAAAUCUAAGCAAUAUGCAUUUUGCUUGAACUGCUUACUGUAACUUUAACCUAAGAUCAUAGUGACCUUAUUCAGGAAGAACAAUUGAGUGUACCUUCAAAGACUUGACGUUCUUGUCAGAUAAAAACCAUUUCUAGAUACUGUAUGCUUGUUUUUUGUUGUUUGUAGAAAGAUACAAUAUUUUGGUAGUAACUUAAAAUACAAGAAUGAAAAUAUUUAUUUGUCCACAGUUGGAGAUGAUGUUGGAUAAAUGUUUUUUCUCAAAGAUCACAGGAGUUUUGUCUUUCAUUUUUGUCUGCUUUUUUAUUUACUAAUUAUAAAAGUUCUGGUCUAGAUUUAUGAAACUUAAUGUUAAUCAUCUGUAUGUAUUCCUUUAUAGAUGUUGGAGGAAGUAUUUCACAUAACAUGUUUUAUAAAACUAACCAUUUAAACAAAGAUAUAUUUACACUGGGUUGCCCUCCUUUUCAUUAGAUCAUAAUAAAUUUUUCCUCUUUGGGCUAAUUAUGGACUACUUAUAUGAGAAGAGAGCCUAUGACAUUUUACACUAGCUAAAAUGUGAAGAUUAGAGGUAGUUACUCUUAUCAUUCUUUUCAAAUAUAGCUGGUCAGAUAGUUACCCAAUUUAUUCCAGAAAGACAUCAAAGACAAAAAGCAACAUAGUUUUCUAAGAAUUCACUAGGAUUUAAGGAAUCAGCUCUCGCACUGCCUAUCUUUGCAGUUUUGAAAAAGAAAUUGCUUAAUUGAGAAGAAAUGUUCUAAAGCCUUUAAUGUAGUAGAAUUAAGGUGAUGAGAUGAUAUGAGUAAAUUAAUUGGCUAUUCAAGAGGUAAGAAUAAUAAAGUAUUUAUGUUCCUGACUAGUAUGAAAAUGUACUCAUCAGAGAAUUUGGAGCAAAAUACAUGUAAACUUAAAAGAGUAAAUGAUAAAUGUCUAAAUGCCGUAGCUCAGGAUUAUAUGUACCUUUGAAAAUACACUAAUAAAGAUUAUUGUUCAAAUAC
Herpailurus yagouaroundi (jaguarundi) is the source of this 3212-nucleotide messenger RNA. It is a transcript of the gene PIP4P2, whose product is annotated as phosphatidylinositol-4,5-bisphosphate 4-phosphatase 2. Gene Ontology annotation, molecular function: phosphatidylinositol-4,5-bisphosphate 4-phosphatase activity. Gene Ontology annotation, biological process: phosphatidylinositol dephosphorylation. The coding region runs from base 1114 to 1788 and encodes 224 amino acids. Lineage: Eukaryota; Metazoa; Chordata; Mammalia; Carnivora; Felidae. Gene Ontology annotation, cellular component: phagocytic vesicle membrane; late endosome membrane; lysosomal membrane. The record is from RefSeq and is a predicted model, not a curated record. The transcript is spliced from 8 exons.